Kazachstania africana CBS 2517 is the source of this 1839-nucleotide messenger RNA. RefSeq names its product alpha-1,2-mannosyltransferase MNN2 (gene MNN2). The record is from RefSeq and is a predicted model, not a curated record. The coding region runs from base 1 to 1839 and encodes 612 amino acids. Gene Ontology annotation, molecular function: alpha-1,2-mannosyltransferase activity. Lineage: Eukaryota; Fungi; Ascomycota; Saccharomycetes; Saccharomycetales; Saccharomycetaceae. Gene Ontology annotation, biological process: mannan biosynthetic process. The transcript has a single exon. Gene Ontology annotation, cellular component: Golgi apparatus.
AUGGCUGUGGUAAAUAAACGCUUUUCAAAGUUAUUUAUACUACUUGUUUCGAUAGGAUUCUUCUUCCUAUUAACUAAUAGACUUUACAUUAAUAAUGAUUCUGUGUCUGUGAAAGAUUAUAAAGAGUAUCUUCAAAGUUACAUCAACAAUAAUGCCGGAGAUAGUACGGAUGCACAAGGCACUAAAGGAGGAGAUGAAUCAGUACCUGCGGCAUCUAAGGGUAAGAAUCCUGUUCUUAUGAGUACCGUUGAAAGUAAUACCAAAAAUAGAUUGAGAGAGUUCUAUAAUGAGGUUUUCCAAUAUUUUAUUAAUUAUUCUCCAAGUGGGAAAUCAGCACGUCAUUAUCAAGAUGCUUGUCAGUUGAGUGAAAAGAUGGGUAAUAGACCGCAUGAAUAUGCAAGUUGGUAUAAAUUAUCUUAUACCGAACUGAAUAAAUGUCUUUCAAUUUCAAAAUCUGAUGUAUUAAAUUUGAAAACUUCACAUAAAGAGUUCGUGGAAAAUUUAGGUAAGCUAGUACUACCAAAGAACUCAUACAAAGGUAAUGGUAUUGUCACAGUAGGUGGAGGUAAAUUUUCAUUAAUGUCAUUACUUGUAAUAAGAACUUUAAGGAAUUUAGGUACAACAUUACCCGUCGAAGUUUUCAUCCCACCGCAGGAAGAGAAAGGUGAAAUGGAAUUCUGUAACAAGAUCCUCCCACAAUAUCAUGCUAAAUGUAUUUAUAUUAGUGACAUUUUACCGCAACAAAUGAUUGAUAAUUUCGAAUUUGCGGGUUAUCAAUUUAAGUCUCUCGCUAUUAUUGCAUCAAGUUUUGAAAAUUUGUUAUUAUUAGAUGCAGAUAAUUUCCCGAUCAAACCGUUAGAUCACAUUUUUGAAGAAGAGCCAUACGUUUCUACUGGGUUAGUCCUAUGGCCCGAUUUCUGGAGACGUACUACUCAACCGUUAUAUUAUGAAAUUGCUGACGUUUCAGUAGAUUUCAAAACUAGGGUACGUAACUCAAUCGAUGACAUUACACCUCCUCCUGUGUACACUAAAGAUAUGAAUGAUCUUUCGAAUAUUCCAUUGCAUGACCUGAAAGGUACCAUUCCUGAUGUUUCUACAGAAUCAGGUCAAUUGAUGAUUAGUAAAUCAAAACAUUUGCCAACAGUUCUAUUAGCAUUAUACUAUAAUGUAAAUGGACCAAGUUGGUACUAUCCAAUCUUUUCACAAAAGGCAUCAGGAGAAGGCGAUAAAGAGACGUUUUUAGCAGCAGCUAAUUUCUACGAUUUACCUUACUAUCAAAUUAGAACAGAAGUUGGUGUUGAUGGAUACCAUCAACCAGAAAAUAAAGGUUUCCGUGGUGUAGCUAUGUUACAGCAUGAUUUCGCGCAAGAUUAUAAAAGGUACGUGAAGGCUAAAGAAGAAGUUAGACUCAAAUAUGGUAAAGAUAGAUAUUCUAGUAAAAUAAAGUAUGAUCCAAAUUAUGAUGUUGAUUCAUUUUACAGGACAUAUUUUGACAGUGGCUCUGAACCUGGUCAAGGUGGAGCACAAGAAGUUGAUGUAAUGUUUAUUCAUUCAAACUUACCUAAAUUUGAACCAUUAACUUCAUGGAAAACUUCAGAUUUAAUAAUCGAUGGGAAACACAUAAGAUCUUUUACGAAUUUGAAAAGAUUAAAGAAUUACGACAUUGAACUAGAAAAUUUCAAGAUAUAUCAUGAGGUUCUAUGUGAACAAGGACUUCAUUUCAAAUACUUGGAUGAUGCAUUAGGAAAUAAUAAAAAUGACAAGUCCAGUAUGUGUAAAUACAUCAGUGAUAGAUUGGACUUCUUGCAAUCCACACAUGAGGCAGCAAUUUCCAAUUAG